This is a messenger RNA of Triticum dicoccoides, 1352 nucleotides long. RefSeq lists its product as uncharacterized. The record is from RefSeq and is a predicted model, not a curated record. The transcript has 2 exons. Bases 276 to 842 code for a protein of 188 amino acids. Lineage: Eukaryota; Viridiplantae; Streptophyta; Magnoliopsida; Poales; Poaceae.
UCACCCCUCCCAUUUCCCUUCCCUACCUCGGUUCAAAUCACCCACGCCGCCUCAAACUCGAGCUCGAGCCCGUCGGAGAAGCUCCUCCUCGCCCACCGUCGCUCUGACCGAUCCAUCGUCAUGUCUCCCGUGGUAGUCGACCCAUCCAGGGCCUCGGCGUGGGGUCUUUGAUCCGAGCGACGCCGGCACAGACGAUCGACGGCGCGCCUCCCCUUCACCGCAGGCGGCAUGAGGCGUUGACCGGUCGGAGCGGCCGGGGGCGCUGUGCUGGCUCGAUGUCGCGGCGCCACGGACGGUUCCACCACGGCGCCGGCGGCGGAGACGGGGACCAAGGCGCUGGGCCGGCCGUGGUCGACCACGCGGACUGCACUGCGCAGUCGUGCCGCUCCUGCGUGGCGGUGUCGCUGGCGGACUGCAUCGCGCUGGGCUGCUGCCCGUGCGCGGUGGUGAGCCUGCUGGGGCUGGCGCUCGUCAAGGCCCCGCUCGCCGUAGGCCGCCGCUGCGUGCAGCGGCUGCGCCGGCGGCAUGGGAAGCUGCAGCACAAGAAGCGCGUGCGCGACAUGGACCUUGCGGGCGGCCGCCCUGGCCCUAGCGCCGCUGGCGCCAAGUGUGCGGGCGGGGGCGGCCACCGGGAGCCUGGUCCCGGCGAGGCCGCGUCAAAAGGUGAGGACGACGUGGCGACGGCGGCGUAUCAGGGCGCGGCCGCGAGCGAGGAGGAAAGGGUGUGGCUGGAGAUGUACCAGGUGGGGCAGUGGGGCUUCGGCCGCUUGUCCUUCUCCGUGAACCCGCCUCCGAAGGCCGGCCGCAACGCCGACGGCGACGGCUGCGAAAGCGACGUGUGAGAUGGCCAAACCGUCCGCCCGCCGAUGCUUCGCUGCUUUUCCGUACGGUCUGUCCCUGUCGCUGAGGCACGGACGGCGCGCCGGCGACAAGUCAGAAUUCCAUCGUGCUGGCCGUCCGGCAUUCGCAUUUCUCUGGCCAAAAGCCAAGGGGGAGCAGAGCACCGAGAAAUACUUCCAUGGCUCGCUGAUGUCCAGCAGAUGAUCCAACGCAAAAAUCGUUGGGGAUGAUUAGGAGAAGCGGCAGCAUGGUGUCCUGGUCGACUGCUUGGGAGCCUCGUGAUCAUGUGCUCCCUGCUAGAAGAGCUCAAUCACAAUGGUGAGCCGGGACAGGCCUUCGGCUCCUGCCUUGUCGAGUGUUCAUUCUUUCUUCUGUGUCUAUGGGUUUGGGGAGCUCGAUUUGUACUUAUGAAAAUUGUACAUAAUUUGUGCCUUCGAGGUCUCUAGAUUUCUCCCUUUGGGAAUCCCCUCCCUGUAUAUAUUUCCGGGAAAGAUUAAGAGUUCUUUUUUUUU